CGCCUCUAUUUCGAACAAUUGCCGUCUGCUUCCCAAUCCUUGACUUUUUGCUCGAAAAUCAAAGACCCGCAUAACGCCACUCGCUUACUGUCCUGCCUGCCUGCGCCGAAACAAAGGGGGGGAAAAGAAGAAGAGGAAGAAAUCAGACGAAGACGAGCGGCAAGCAAGGGAUAGGGCGACAAUAUCCAGGACGGCACAGAACCAAGGGACAAGAGAGGAGGGAACAACACCAUUUCCGUGCUCAAGCAGGGCCGUCAGAUGUGAGGCGCUUUUCUCAAUGGACUCCAAUCUUCAGUCUCACCCGCUCCACCAGCUGGGCCAGCCUCCGUCCCAACUGGUGUCUCAGUUUGAGCAGCCACAUCUUCAGCAGCAGCAGCAGCAUCUCCAGCAGCAAGAUCAACAGCAACACCACCACCAGCAGCGGCUACAGCAGCAGCAGCAGCAGCAGCAGCAGCCGCUCGACUCGGCCAGCUCCGCCCAGGAUGUCCUCGUCGAGGCGCGCAAGAACCUCCAGGUCUUGAUCGAUUCCGGCCUCUCCAAGGACCUCCUCCACCAAUGGGUCGACGACGACAGCUUCUCUCUGCAGCUGUCCUUCCCCGGCCAGCAGUCGCCGCUCUCCCAGAACCUCUCGCCAUCCGCCUCCGCAACCACGCCUCCCGCCUCUGCCUCGACUCCUAUCCCCUCGCCGCUGCUGUCCAACGCCGUUUCCGCAUCUCCCUCGCAUCGCAUCCAGUCGCCUCAGGCAUCCUCUCUCGCGCCGCAUCUCCAUUCCGCGACGCCGCAGAAUCAAAAUCAGAAUCACAACCACAACCACAACCAAAUCGCCCCUCCGCCGGCCGCUUCCGCCGUCCACGGCUCCCCCGUCGCGUCUCUCUCGGCCUCCUCCGCCGCCACCUCUCCCGCCGCCGUCUCCAGCUCCGGCACCAUUGGCACCUCGGCGUCUCCCGGAAACGGUGCGCCGCCGUCCAUCGCCAUUAUCAAAACAGAGCCCUCGUCCUUCGCCGACGAUGUGUCGAGGGCCUGGGCCGCAGCCGCCGUGCUUCCGCAGGCCCCGGUUUCCAUGUCCGGAGCGCCUCCGGCACAGGUUGCUCGCGUCGCCCCGGCUGCCAACAUCGUCAAGUCGGACAAUGCCGCGACCUUCAUCUCGCCCUCGAUGUCAUACCUCCACCACCGUCCGCGCAUCUCCGUCUCCUCCACCAGCUCGGGCUCUUCCGGCCAUGCUUCCCUGUGGUCCGUCAACUCGGCGCGGUCGUCCAUGUCCUGGGCGUCGGCUUCGUCUUCGCGCACCCAGAGUUCGCUGCCCAUGACGCCCGCCUCGUCCUCGUCGGCCAACAAGACCAACAUCUACUGGUGCACGUCGUGCGAGACCAGCUUCAAGCGCAAAUAUGACUGGAAGCGCCACGAGGACGAGUUCCACGAGCGCUGGAGGAAGUAUCCCUGCCCCGAGCCGGGCUGCAAUCGCAGUUUCUGGGGGUCCAACUCGUUCAACCAGCACCACAAGCAGUGCCACGGCUGUAAGACGUGCCCCCAUGCCGAAAAGGUGGUCAAGUUUCUCCGCAAGCGCAAGUACUGGGCAUGCGGCUUCUGCUCUGCCCUUCACCCUGCGCGGGAGCGUCACGUUGAGCAUGUGGCCCGGCAUUUCGAGUCUGGCCUGGGCAAGGCCGAAUGGAUGCACUCGAGGGUCAUCUACGGCCUCCUGCACCAGCCUCUCAUCCACAACGCCUGGGAUGCGCUCGUCUCGACCAAGCAAGCCGAGUUUGGCGGACGCCGGCCCCAGUUCAGUUGGCAUCCAAGCAAGACCGGCCGAGCUCAGGGCUUCCUCGAGAAGGAGAACCCCGGCCAGCUGCAGGAUCUGCUCGAGUUCUUCUCCGGCGACGAGGGCGAGGCCCAGUGGAUUGUCAACAUUGCCUUUGAGCUGUCUGAUAUGGCCUUUGCGACUCCGCAACCGCCGGCUCCUACGCCGUCGCCGCAGCCGCAGUUUGCAGCCAACAUGAUGGCUGCACCGACCAGCUUCCCGCAGCCGCCGCCCCCUCAGCAGCAGCAGCAGCAACAACAACAGCAGGACGCUCGCAUGUCCUUCGCGGCGCUGCCCUCACAGGCGGCUCAGCAGAUGCUGGCAUCUUCCCCCUCGGCCACGUCCAACCCUUUUGGCACUUCGCCUUAUCGGGCCUCGGCCUUUGUCCCCUCGCAGCCAUUCCCGUCACAAAUUCAGCAGCACUCGUCCGACAUGUCAGCAUCCGCUCCGAUGGCUGCCUCGCAGCUUCACCUCGACAAGCGGGAGCUUCCCCCUAUUCCUCAGGGCCACACGCCCUCCAUAACAGACGGCAUGAUGGACUUCGAGUACUCUCCCGCCCCAGUUCUCUUCGAAGAUUGGGAGAGCAUUGCCAGCUCGACCUAUCUCGACACGACGGCAAACCAGCAACAGCAACAGGUCAAUCAGGCUGCCGACUGGGGAAUUGCCCAGUUCUACGGCAACCCAAAUGCCAAUUGA
Molecule: messenger RNA, 2491 nt
Organism: Trichoderma reesei QM6a
Lineage: Eukaryota; Fungi; Ascomycota; Sordariomycetes; Hypocreales; Hypocreaceae
Exons: 1
Coding region: 278-2491 (737 amino acids)
Biological process (GO): regulation of transcription by RNA polymerase II
Cellular component (GO): nucleus
Source: RefSeq, a predicted model, not a curated record